Molecule: messenger RNA, 1980 nt
Organism: Gregarina niphandrodes
Lineage: Eukaryota; Apicomplexa; Conoidasida; Eugregarinorida; Gregarinidae
Product: heat shock protein 70
Exons: 1
Coding region: 1-1980 (659 amino acids)
Biological process (GO): endoplasmic reticulum unfolded protein response; cellular response to unfolded protein; protein refolding
Cellular component (GO): cytoplasm; endoplasmic reticulum lumen; membrane
Molecular function (GO): ATP binding; heat shock protein binding; misfolded protein binding
Source: RefSeq, a predicted model, not a curated record
AUGGCCUUCGCUCGCGUGCCCUCACCUUGCCCGUGCCGUCUUGUACCUUACACUGUGGAAAUUCGAUUGCUGCGGGAUGACGCUUUUUCUGUAGUGGAAGGCCCUGUGAUUGGUAUUGACCUUGGUACCACAUAUUCUUGUGUGGGUAUUUAUAAGAACGGACGCGUGGAGAUUAUUGCGAACGACCAGGGUAACCGUAUUACGCCAUCGUACGUGGCUUACACGCCUUCAGGCGAGCGUUUGAUUGGCGAGGCUGCGAAGUCGCAAGCGACGUUGUAUCCGGCUGAGACGUUGUUCGACGUAAAACGGUUGAUUGGGCGUCGGUACACGGACGAGAGUGUGGCAGCUGACGUCAAGUUGUUGCCGUACGAGAUCGUGAACAAGGAGGGGAAGGCGAUGAUUGCAGUGAAGGUGGGUGAGCAGAAAAAGACGAUGGCUCCCGAGGAGGUGAGUGCCAUUGUAUUGGGCAAGAUGAAGACGAUUGCAGAGGCGUUCUUGGGAACGGAAGUAAAGAACGCAGUGGUGACAGUACCGGCGUACUUCAACGACGCACAGCGACAGGCGACCAAAGACGCUGGAACCAUCUCGGGGCUGAACGUUAUCCGAAUUAUUAACGAACCGACAGCGGCGGCAAUCGCUUACGGGUUGGACAAGAAAGGCGGUGAGAAGAACAUUCUAGUGUACGAUUUGGGUGGUGGCACUUUUGAUGUAUCUCUCCUUACUAUUGACAACGGAGUUUUUGAAGUGGUCGCGACCAAUGGAGACACACAUUUGGGCGGUGAAGAUUUCGACCAGAAGACCAUGGAGCACUUCAUCCGUCUGUUCAAGCAGAAGAACGGUAAGGACAUUCGCAGCGACCCGCGCGCACUCCAGAAGUUGCGUCGUGAAGUCGAGAAAGCCAAGCGUGAACUCUCAUCUUUCCACAACACGCGUGUGACAAUUGAAAAUCUUAUGGAGGGUAUCGACCUGGACGAGCCCUUGACUCGAGCCAAGUUCGAAGAACUGAACGCCGAACUGUUCCAACGCACUCUGAAGCCUGUGCAGAAGGUGAUGAAGGAUGCGGACAUGACGAAGGACCAGAUUGAUGAGAUCGUCAUGGUUGGAGGUUCGACACGCAUUCCAAAGAUCCAGUCGUUGAUUCGUGAUUUCUUCGAUGGUAAGGAGCUGAACCGCGGCAUUAAUCCGGAUGAGGCUGUUGCCUUUGGUGCGGCAGUACAGGCGGGUAUAUUGGCUGGUGAUACGGACGAUAACGACAUGGUGCUGUUGGAUGUGACCCCUCUGACUCUUGGCAUUGAAACGGUGGGAGGUGUGAUGAGUCCAUUGAUUAAGAGGAACUCGGUUAUCCCUACUACGAAGUCUCAGACGUUCUCGACUAACGCAGACAAUCAGCCUGGUGUUUUGAUCCAGGUGUUUGAAGGAGAGCGUGCCAUGACUAAGGACAACCAUCUGCUGGGCAAGUUUGAGUUGUCCGGCAUCCCCCCAGCCCCCCGUGGCCAGCCCCAGAUCGAGGUCACCUUUAGUGUCGAUGCCAACGGCAUUUUGAGUGUGCAGGCCGAAGAUAAGGGCACCGGCAAAAGCGAGUCUAUAACAAUCACUAACGACAAAGGCCGCCUAAGUCCCGAAGAAAUCGACAGGAUGGUGAAGGAAGCCAAAGAGUUCGCCGACCAGGAUCAAGCCGUCAAGGACAAGGUACAAGCAAGGGGUAAUCUUGACCACUACCUUGCCUCACUCAAACGCCAAACUGAAGACAACGACAAACUAGCUAGCAAGCUCGAAGAAGAUGACCUCCAAACCAUCCAGGAUCUCGUCGCAGAAGGCGAAGACUGGCUCCGUGAAAGCCCUGACGCUGACCUCGAUGAACUCAAAGAUAAGUACAAAGAGAUCGAAAAGAAAGUGAAACCCAUAAUCGAGAAGCUUUAUGGCGCUGCCUCCACCGCUGAUGAGGACGACGACGAUGAUGAUCUCCGCGACGAACUUUGA